Messenger RNA from Paramecium tetraurelia, 450 nucleotides. RefSeq lists its product as uncharacterized. Gene Ontology annotation, biological process: protein import into mitochondrial matrix. NCBI's taxonomy places the organism in Eukaryota, Ciliophora, Oligohymenophorea, Peniculida, Parameciidae. The transcript is spliced from 3 exons. The record is from RefSeq and is a predicted model, not a curated record. Gene Ontology annotation, cellular component: TIM23 mitochondrial import inner membrane translocase complex.
AUGGUUAAGCGUCUCAUUAUCAAAUUAAUCAUUGAAGUUGGCUCAACCUUUGCCAAGUCUUUUAUGAAGGCUUAUUAACAGAGUGCUAAAUAGUAAGGAGGAAAGUCAGCAAAUCCAUUUAGCGAGUUUUUGAAUCAGACGAUGCAAGCAGCAAAUUUGACUCACAAACCUAUGACAAGAGACGAAGCAUUUAAAAUAUUGCAAUUGACAGCUGAGAAAACUAAUGCAGAAGAAAUUUUAAAAAUUUAUUGGAGACAGUUCCACAAGAACGAUCCAGUAAAGGGAGGAUCAUUUUAUAUUCAAUCAAUGUUGCACAAUGCCAAAUGCGAAUUGAUGAAGGAUUUCCCAGAUAUUAAUGAGAAGGAGAUUUUGGAGAAGUUAAGGAAGGAGGAGGAGAGUUAGAAAGGGAAGGAGGAAGAAGGGAAGUAGGAGGAAUAGAAGACAAAUUGA